AUGGGUAACCUUUCGACAUCUCUUACAAAAUUUUUUGCCGGCAGUUGUAAAAUCCAAGGGCGAAUUCCUAAUGAGGUUGGGAACUUAAGCAGCUUAUUGUUCCUUGAUAUUUCUGGAAACAAUUUGGUUGGACCGUUUCCCACAUCAAUUGGCAACUUGAGAAACCUUCAGCGCUUCAACUUGAGUAACAACAAACUUACAGGAUAUUUUGGUGAUCAUAUAUGUAAAUUGCAGCGUCUGGGUGAUAUUUACUUGGAUCAAAAUCAACUUUCAGGAUCUCUUCCUAAUUGUUUAGGGAAUAUUACUUCCCUUAGGGAGAUACAUGUGGGUUCCAAUAAAUUGAGUUCCAAUAUGCCACCAAGCUUAGGGAACCUUCAAGAUAUAUUGGUUCUUGACUUAUCGUCAAACAACAUGGUAGAUUCUUUACCUCCAGAAAUUGGAAAUCUAAAGGUUGCGACACUGAUAGAUUUGGCAAUGAAUCAGUUCUCAAAUGAAAUUCCUAGAGAAAUUGGAGGAUUGCGAACUCUGGUGCACCUUUCUUUGAAACAUAACAAAUUGCAAGGAUCUAUACCGAACUCAGUGAGCAACAUGGUAGGUUUUGAAUUCCUAGACCUUUCUCACAAUAAUAUAUCGGGAACCAUUCCCAAGUCUUUGGAGAAACUUCAAAACCUGAAGUAUUUCGAUGUUUCUGUCAACGAAUUGUACAGAAGACGUAAAAGGGCUCCUCAACAAGCUGAUUCAUUGGCUUCCAUAACAAGAGAAAUAAUUUCAUACUAUGAAUUGCUCCAAGCAACUGAUACGCUUAGCGAGAGUAAUCUGAUUGGUUCCAGAAGUUUUAGCUCUGCUUACAAAGGCAUUCUCACAAGUGGAACUGCCAUUGCAGUUAAAGUGUUCAAUCUGCAAGUGGAUAAGGCAUUCAAGAGCUUUGAUAUGGAAUGUGAAGUUCUGCGCAACCUUCGCCACAGGAAUCUCGUAAAGGUCAUCAAUAGUUGUUCCAACCUUGAUUUUAAGUCUUUACUGUUGGAUUAUAUGCCUAAUGUGAGUCUUGAGAAGUAUUUGUAUUCACACAACUACUUCCUCUACAUCAAGCAGAAACUAAGCAUAAUGAUAGAUGUGGCAUGUGCUUUGGAAUAUCUGCACCAUGGGUGCACAUUGCCAGUGAUUCACUAUGAUGUGAAGCCUAGUAACAUCUUGCUGGAUGAGGAUAUGGUUGCCCACCUAAGCGACUUUGGCAUCUUGAAACUUCUUGGUGAAGAUGAGAGCGAUUUAUUCACAAAAACCUUAGCAACACUGGGUUAUAUUGCGCCAGGAGAAAGCCUAAUGAUUUUGAGGGAGAUCAGCUUGAAGCAAUGGGUGAGUCAUUCACUCCCUGAGGCAAUAAUGGACGUUCUAGAUGCCAAUUUGAUAACACCAACGAAUAAUCGCUUACAAAAGGAGCUAGAUGUUGUGGCUUUAGAUUUCUCUGCUGAAUCUUCGGAAGGAAGGACAAACAUGAAAGAUGUUGUUGGGAUGCUACAGAAGAUCAUGAUUCAACUUCUUGCAGUAUCAAGGCGAUACUCAGGAGAAAAGGAUACAAACAAGGAAGAUCUUCCAGGAUCUGAUGCAUUGGUUAUGUCUACCAGGGGUCACAGUCAUGUUGAAGUCCCAAAAUUUGCUGCUAAUUUGAUCGGUGCUUCAAAUAUCAAAUCAGGGCAGCAGCUACCUGGAAACAUAGGUGUUUUAGGUGAUAAAAUGAUUGAACAGAGCGUUGGUAGAGGAAAACAGGUUGCUGGUCACGUUGAGAAAACUGCAUACUGUUGA
Capsicum annuum is the source of this 1800-nucleotide messenger RNA. RefSeq names its product receptor kinase-like protein Xa21. Gene Ontology annotation, molecular function: protein binding; ATP binding; protein kinase activity. NCBI's taxonomy places the organism in Eukaryota, Viridiplantae, Streptophyta, Magnoliopsida, Solanales, Solanaceae. The record is from RefSeq and is a predicted model, not a curated record. Bases 1 to 1800 code for a protein of 599 amino acids. The transcript is spliced from 4 exons. Gene Ontology annotation, biological process: protein phosphorylation.